CUCGCUUCUUCUCCUCCACCAAGAAAUCCCAAAUCUUAUUAUUAACAAAGAAUUACAGAAGAAAAAAUCCAUCUACUCUCCGCUAAACCCGAAGCUUCAACCCCGGCGAGGCUCUAGAGAGGAGAGAGCACGCAGGAUCCGCGGAGAUGCCUACGGCUUCGCCGGCGGUGGGGUGGCUGCAGGCGGCGGCGCAGGACGCAGCCAACUCCUCCUCCUCCUCCUCGCGCUCCGGCUCCGCCGCCUUCCCCGACCAGGUCCUCGUGUCCAGGGCCGCGGGCCGGGUUGUGUCUCUGUCGACUUGCACAAAGGUCGGUGCCAUCAGCUUCGUGGUCGGGGUUGCAGUGGGCUUCACGCUGAAGAGAAGGCUGCGCAGAAUUGUGAAACCUCAGGGCUGAUGAAGCUGGUCACAAAGCCUGUCAAUGUUGAAGAUGUGUGGUUACCUGGAUGUGUAUGGAGCUGGUGAAGGAAGCAUGCGGUUCCCUGCAAUAUCUAAUUUAAUAUUGUUUCUUUUCUGUACUAAAUCUUAAUUGCAUGGUUCCGCUGUGUAAAUGUGUCCGAUGAAUUUCACUUCAUUUCUAUCUGAAUUCUGAAUUUGUGGCAGGAGGCCUUUCAUGCACUGAAUCUGUGCGGUAUGGCUUCUUUCUUUAAAUGUAACGGACGACUGAAUACCGUAUUUUCUCUUUCUGAACUUCUGCUAGGAUAUCUUUCCUGUAGUGACACUGAUUUGGUUAUUCCGACGAUAGAUAUAGCAUUCCGUUUUGCUGUC
Messenger RNA from Lolium perenne, 766 nucleotides. RefSeq lists its product as uncharacterized. Lineage: Eukaryota; Viridiplantae; Streptophyta; Magnoliopsida; Poales; Poaceae. The record is from RefSeq and is a predicted model, not a curated record.